CCCCUAGGUAUUCUCAUCUAAACAGUGAUCGACAGUGUUUCUGUUCUUCGCUGCUUUUCUUGUCCUAUAGUGUCUUAUCUGUCGAACAUUGACGACCCAUUUGAUGUACUCUCUGAGAGAAAGAUUGCUUCUGGUGGAUGGGAUGGGCGUUUUGUCAUUUCUUUUCCUAUCUUCUUCAUUUUCCUUUUCAUUUUCUUUCCCUUUUCUUCGUUCUUCAUUACUAUAUCGUGCAUCGCAUAUCUAUUCACUGCCUUUUCUUCUACCCAUCUAUUCAUCUAUCUUGUUCCAUGUAACCCGCAGCUUCAUCCACACCACGUCUGUUUGUUUGGUAUUAAAUGGCCAUGGCGUUCUUGAAUUUUUUUUAACACUAUUUCCUGUGUCUUAUGUUUUCUCGAUUGAACCAGCCACAAUACAUUCGCACUGAAGUUAUAGAACCCUAGAUAGUUGAGCGACAAACAGCUGACUGGUCAUACAUAGUGGUG
Molecule: messenger RNA, 482 nt
Organism: Aspergillus welwitschiae
Lineage: Eukaryota; Fungi; Ascomycota; Eurotiomycetes; Eurotiales; Aspergillaceae
Exons: 1
Coding region: 104-424 (106 amino acids)
Source: RefSeq, a predicted model, not a curated record